UAGCCGCCUAGCGGAAAAAAACAAUCUGAGUUAAUUGGACUAUUGGAGUCUGUGAAUUGGAGCAAAUAUUUAAGUUGGAUUUGAGUCAGUAUUGUAUUAUAAAUAAUUAACAAUACAUAUGUACAUUCAAGUGAAUAUUUUGUCCAAGUAAAGUAAUAUAAUAUAUUAAAGUUUAAAAGUGUAUUGACAAUUUGACAUGUUUUUAUUUGUAAAAUUGUAAAUAAAUUAGUCAACAUGUUGCUGUCAUAUUUGGAUUAAAAAUAUUAAUUUUAUUAUUAUCAUAAUUAUGUGUACAAGUAAUUUUAAAUAAUUUUAUACAUUACAAUAGAAAAAUAAAUAAAUUAUAAACGUCAUGAAAUUGUCUUGUUGAUCCAACUGCUCAAUGUCACUUGACUCAAUGUGUUUUUUAUUAUUUUUGAUUAAAAAAAAUUAACUUUAAAUAUAUUUAUAUUAAUUAAUAUUUAAUUAAUUUAAAUUAUAUUGUUUAUUUAGUGAUAGAUUUAUUUUUCUUUAGUCUGUUUUUAAAUUACCUACAAUACUUGACAAAACAUAACCUAACAUAUAAAAAAAAACAAGAAACAAAAAAAAUAAAUAAAUAACUUGUCAAAAAUAAUAAACAGACAAUAAUAAUAAUAAUAAUGGGUAUGUUAUUUUCAAAAUUGUGGAGCCUCUUUGGAAAUGAAGAGCAUAAAAUUGUUAUGGUUGGAUUGGACAAUGCAGGUAAAACAACGAUACUCUAUCAAUUUUUAAUGAAUGAAGUUGUUCAUACAUCACCGACAAUUGGCUCAAAUGUUGAAGAAGUUGUAUGGAAAAAUAUACAUUUUAUAAUGUGGGAUUUAGGUGGACAACAAAGUCUAAGAGCAGCUUGGUCAACAUAUUAUACAAAUACUGAAUUUAUAAUAAUGGUUAUUGAUAGUACUGAUAGAGAAAGAUUAAGUGUUAUUAGAGAUGAACUUUAUACAAUGUUAAAUCAUGAAGAAUUACGUAAAGCAAAUGUAUUAGUUUAUGCAAAUAAACUAGAUUUAAAAGGAAGUAUGAGUGCUGCUGAAAUAUCAAAUCAACUUGAUUUAACAUCAAUUAAAGAACACCAUUGGCACAUACAAAGUUGUUGUGCACUAACUGGCGAAGGACUUUAUCAAGGACUUGAAUGGAUUGUUGGUCAUAUCAAAAAAACAUGACGUAAUAUUGAUGGCAUUGUAACAAUAAUUAAUCGACUUUAAAUCAAUUAUCUUGUACAGAAAUUGUUAACAAAAAAUAUGAAAGAAAAAAAAAAUAGUAUGGCUGUAAUUUGAGAGGGUGUGUGAGUGUUACAAUGAGAAUUUAAACAAGACUUUCUUGUUUUUAAAAAAUAGUUUUUUUUUUCUGUUAUUAUUAAUGAGUGUUUAAUUAAUUAACAUUGAUUAACAUUAAUUAAUAAUUUUAUAAAGUCGAACAUUUUGUUGUUAUGAGACUGAUGAUAGUUCUUUUUUUUUUUUGUGGAAAAAAAAUAAUGAAAAUCACAAGUUGACAAUUAUUAUAAGUUUAAAGAAAUAAAUUGAAUUAUUUUUUUUAGUAUAAUAUUGUUAAUAUUUUAUUUUAUAAUUAUAGCUGCGAUAAAAUAUGAGAAAGAAAAAAAAAAUAUUGUUUAUUAAAUAAGAUGAUUAACUCAUUUUCACAUAUCGAGAAUUGUUUAAAUUUUUUUUCCAGGGAUUAAAUUAGUUUGUGGUUAUUAAUUUAAACAAUUUUGUUUAAAUUUUUAGCUCAUAAAUAUCAGGCUAUCCUUCCAAAAUACGCAGCUAAAAAAACAAAUUAAAUAUACAAACCAUCCAUGAAAACCACGGUUGUCUUCGUAUUAUUUUAUUUUUAUCAAUUUGAAAAUAAUAAUGGAUCAAGGUCUCAUUUGCUGUAAAUUACUUUUAUUAUUUGAAUAAUUUGAAUGAUAAAAUAACUGCGAUAUUGCUUGUUAAUAUUAAGAAAAUUAUACAUAAAUUAAUGUUAAAAAAUAUGUCGUGCAAAAAAAAAAAAACGGUGAAAUUAAUGAAAUAAAAAUAAAUCAAUAAUUGAUAAGUAAUUAUUACUUGAACUCAUUUAUUAUCAUUAUUUAAUUUGUGUAUAAAUUAAAUAAAUAAGAUUAAUUGCAUACACUCAUUCAUACUCAAAACGAUCGGCGUCUCUUUUUUUUCGUUUGUUUCUUUUUCGAAACUGUAUGAGAUUGAAAAUAAAAAACAA
This is a messenger RNA of Aphidius gifuensis, 2208 nucleotides long. RefSeq names its product ADP-ribosylation factor-like protein 5B (gene Arl5). Gene Ontology annotation, biological process: protein localization to Golgi membrane; vesicle-mediated transport; intracellular protein transport. The record is from RefSeq and is a predicted model, not a curated record. Lineage: Eukaryota; Metazoa; Arthropoda; Insecta; Hymenoptera; Braconidae. Bases 639 to 1178 code for a protein of 179 amino acids. Gene Ontology annotation, cellular component: cytoplasm; trans-Golgi network. Gene Ontology annotation, molecular function: GTP binding; GTPase activity. The transcript is spliced from 3 exons.